This is a messenger RNA of Ceratitis capitata (Mediterranean fruit fly), 6445 nucleotides long. RefSeq names its product longitudinals lacking protein, isoforms H/M/V. Gene Ontology annotation, molecular function: protein binding. NCBI's taxonomy places the organism in Eukaryota, Metazoa, Arthropoda, Insecta, Diptera, Tephritidae. Gene Ontology annotation, cellular component: nucleus. Gene Ontology annotation, biological process: regulation of transcription by RNA polymerase II. The coding region runs from base 4218 to 6065 and encodes 615 amino acids. The record is from RefSeq and is a predicted model, not a curated record. The transcript is spliced from 7 exons.
AAAAUCGCAACACUUGUUGGUACAAAAAAUUACUACAAAAUACUACUACAACCCCAGCAACAACACACUAUGUCCAGUAAGUAGUUCCUCCAACAAAACGCAUAACCCACCACAACUACCCAACGUGCCCAGCGUGUUCUUCAAGCCCCAAAAGGGCCACCGUUAGGCAGUGAGUAGCACAUGGUUUGGGGUUGUUUUUGCUAAGGUAAGGGUUGCUUGCUUUCCAACGUAUGAAUGAGCGAGUGAGUGAGUGCGGGUGGCGAUUGGUGAAUUGGGCUGAAACUCUUGUUCUUCUUCCUCUCCUUAUUCUUGUUAUUUUUCUAAUUUGCUCCAUUUUGCUGUGCGCCUAACACAUAAGACGUUGAAAGCGCGCGCGUAUAUUCACCGUAAACAGAAAGAAAAAAUAAGUUCUUAUGUCAAUAAAAAAAAGCUUGUCCACCCCAUAAAUGGGGGAUCACAGUGACUAACGAUUGAGUGACCACAAGUCCAAGUCCUAGUUGUGUUUACGUGUGCGAUGUCUCCAUGCUUAAAGUGGUAGUUGGCUGGUUGCACACGAGGAUGAAUAGAAUAAAAAAAAAACUUCAAACUGACCGAUCGGCCCAAGCUGACGACACAAUGCGAGUGGCAAGUGUGUUUAAAGAAAAAAGCGCGAAAGAAAAAGUUUUUGGUCAACGCUGCUGCAAUGAGCCGAGCGCACCGUACGAGACAGCUCGGUUGCGCGCUCGCUCGCAUAUACAUAGGCAUGUGUAUACUCAGUUGCGCGCCUCUUCUAUGCAAUUCUCAUAUACACACAGAGAGUUGUAUUGCGUCGCCAGCAGGUGGUAGGCAGGCAAGUUGAAUGUGGUUUGCUCGGAUGGAUGGACGGCCGGAUGGCUAGUUGGUGGACAUUUGACAGACUAGCGUUGUUGACAUGGGACACUGGGCGCUCUGCUGUUCUUGCUAUUGCAGUAGUGACCAACACAACACAUUUUUCUAUUGCUCUUAUGCGCACGCUGUGCUUCCUAUAUACGUACCUGCACUCACUCACUCACUUCGCGCUCACUCGCACACUUGGCGCGCGCUGUCGACGUCGCUGCUCGGCGCAUCUCGGCACCCUAUCUGCAAUGCUGUGAAUUGCUAAAUUCUAUUCUGUUUAGUGUUAGGCGCUGGGACUUUGUCUUUUAGCCGCAAUGACAGUGGGCGCACAACCUCAGUGCAUGCGAUGGCUAACGCACGUCUCCAGCGCAUCAUCACGGACGUACGACGCGAUUGAUUUGCAACUUGUAACGAGCAAUAUUCGUCAUCAGCAGUAUGAAUAUUAAUUUACUAAAAUGAUCAGAAUUCGCUAACGUGAGCACACAAAUCGACAUUAUAACUAAAUAAGAAUUAAAAGAAAAGAAAAAAAUUACUAGUGAAAAAAACCAAGCAGAAAGAAGCUACAACAACAAAACUACAAAAAAUAUCGUCAGAAUACAGGUACUGCGGAAGAAAAGUGGAAAUUAAGCAAAAAAUUACAUGCGAGAGUAAAAAAAAUAAACAAUUUACAAAUUAAAGAUAUAAAAAUUAAAAAAAAAAUACAAAUUGUGAAUGUAUUAAAUCCAAAAAAAAGAAACUGUUUCGAUGAAGACAAAUUAUUAAAAAAAAAUUUACACACUUGUGAAAUUGUGAAAAUUCAGAAAACUUGCAAAAAAAAAUAAAUAAAAGGAAAAAAAUGAGUUCAACUUGAGAGAAAAAAAUGAUAAAAAGUUGAAAUUAAUUUAAAAAUGUGCAGAAAAAUUGACCAAAAAAAUUGCGAUAAAAGUGAACAAAAUCGAAAAGUUACUGCUUCGCUGUCAAAAAUCGCCACUAAAAAGAGCAGGAUUGUUAAAAACAAAAUCAUAUAUUAAAUCUUCAAGAAACCCGGAUUUGACGACAACAGCGCACAGACAUUACUGAUACGAGUGUUGUGAUUGGUUGGAAAAAAUUUUCCGUCGAAAGCAAAAAAAUUCAAGAAUUCACUUUUUUUUCAUUUUUCGGUAAAAAUUUUGCUGUGAAAAAAAAAAAAUUGUUAAACACUAAAAACACUUGCUGCUUUCAUACAUAUAUACAUUGCUGUGCUUUAAAAAAAAAAUAUUAACACAUCAGAAAAAAUACUAGCUACUAGUUUUUGUUGUUAAUUUUUGUUUUUGCCAAAAAAAAAAAAAAACGCUGCUCUUCAUGAACAAAACUCACACGCCCACAAAAAUAUGGACUUUUACAUUAAGAAAAAAAUUAUAAUAAAUUGUUUACUCGUUAAAACUGCAACUCUGCGACACGUUGAAAACACCGAAAAAAAUUGUAAAACAUUAAAAAAUUCUGUUUUCGCCCAAAAAAAGUAAAAAUAAUAAUAAACAACAAGACAAAAAGCGCAGACUGAGUGACGAAGAAAGCUGGAGAAAGCAAAAAAUAGUAUUGUAUUGUAUGUAUAUAUAUAUUGCCAACAACAGCGCACAGCUCAAAAAGGUGUUUAUUUAAUUACAACUAUUGUUGUUGUUGUUAUUUUACGUUAUCAAAUAGGCGAAAAAAUUGCAAUCAGAUUUCGUUGUUGUUGGCUGCCAUAUUACACAUUUGCAAAUAUUUGUGCACAAAGUGUUUGAACGUGGUUAGCGCACUUUAUUUAUAAUAAAAAAUUUACAAUAAAAAUUUUCAAAAAAUUAUUUUCAAAAAUUUUAAUCAGUGUGUGUGCUCAUGAAAAUUAUGACUUUGGAUUCCUUAAAAAGCAAUUGAAAAUAAAUCCAAAAAAAUUAAUAUAAAAAAAUACGUUAAAUUCACUGUACUCUUUUUUAUAUACUUGUUCUCAAAUACCAAAAUAACUGUUUUGUUUUUCGUUAACAUAUGUUUGUGUGGCGCGUGUGUUAGAUUUACGUUCCGUUUUAAUUUUUACAAAUGGAUUGCAAUUGCACUUCAAAAACUGGAUGGUUUAUCGUAGCUUUCGUAGCCAAGUGCAUUGAAACAACAACAACAACAAUAACAGCAGCAGCAAUAAAAACACGAAAAUCAACAACAACGCCAACAGUGAAAGCAUUUCAAUUAUUAAAUACAGCUGAUAAUAAUACUACGAAAGCUAAAGCUUUGAAAGCAGUUAGCAGCAACAGCAGCAGCAGCAUUUUGACAGGAAGCGUGUGGUCGUUUGUCGUCAUACUGAAUUGCUUUUAAAUUAUUUUUACUUUAUGUGAAUUUCCAUUCAAAAACCCAAACCGAGUCAAAAUUCCAAAUUCAUACUCAACGUCGUCUACGCGUUGAAAGCUCUGGAGAAAAAUACACAAAUACGAACUCACUCGAAACACGCAUUCAGCGCGCGGUAAAACAAGAAAACAAAAAUAACUUUGGCCUUUUCCCUUCUACAUAACAUAUUCGAAUCAUAACGGCAAAAAAAGUGUUCAAACAACUAUAGUGAGUAGAAAUUACUUAAAAGCAUUAACGGUAAUUAUAACGGCAAGUAAUAUAAACAUUUCAUGAAAACUCAAAGCGGAUAUACAUUUUGGAAGCUUAAAAAACGACUAUAAAAACCUAAACUUCUCGGCAAUUACCAAAAAAAAAAAACAGGCAUACGCAGUUACCGAAGUGAAAGCGCAUUUUAAAUGAAAAUUUUCAAUAGCGACAUACGAAAAAUUAAAAAGUUAAAGUUUUUGUUAAAAUCAAGCAGAUUUGCAUUCUGAUUAUUUUAGUGAAAGCACAGCUCGCAAUUGAAAGUUCAUAAAUGUUAAACUUUUUUGACGAAAGCUCCUGGAUAGAGUUUUUUUAAAUAAAAUUUAAUAAAUUCAAGUCGAAAUUCAAAAGCUCUCUGAAUUUCACAUAUUUCCGCAACCCAACUCUAAAAGCUCGUACAGCCAACUCUGCCUUUCUGUGUUUUAAAUUUUCUCCUGUGUGUCAGUGUUUAUCUUCCUUCAUUAAAGAAAUUAAAUCAUAAAACAAAACAAUUAUUAUUUCAAAAGAAAAAAGUGAAAUUAGUAAGUGUGUUCGCAAAUUCCGCAAAAAGAGGCAAAAGCAUUUUGUGUAAUAUAUAACAAAUUCUAAAGAAAAUUUGAAAUAACAACAACAAAAACUGCAAAAGUAACGAUUACAUACAUAUAUAAAAAAAAAUCUGCAACCAAGCACAACAACAGCAACAACACCAAAACGGCAAGACGGCCAAACAAAAUAUUUAUCUUAUGGAUUGCUGGACGGGUAACGCCCGACUGGCGAGUGUUUUAGUUUAAGCAGCGUAAGCUGUCACCGACAUGGGCAGUGAGCACUACUGCUUGAGGUGGAACAAUCAUCAAUCCAACCUGUUAGGGGUGUUUAGUCAAUUAUUACAGGACGAGAGUCUGGUGGACGUAACAUUAGCUUGUUCAGAGGGCGCCCUCAUCAAAGCCCAUAAGGUGGUCCUCUCGGCCUGUUCGUCAUAUUUCCAGAGCCUUUUUCUGGACCACCCCGAAAAGCACCCAAUUGUGAUAUUGAAGGACGUCCGAUUAGCCGAACUGAAAACAUUAGUCGAAUUCAUGUAUAAGGGCGAAGUUAACGUGCAAUAUUGUCAGUUGUCGGCUUUGCUCAAAACGGCCGAGUCGUUAAAAGUUAAGGGCUUAGCCGAGAUGACCAAUCAGAAUACAGCACUCAGAGAGCCAGAACGUGAACCGGAUCGCUUGAGACCGCAUUCGCAGCCAAUCAAGAGCACCUGUGACAGUCCCGUCGACACAGCGCUUUCGUCCGGGUCAACCACAUUGUUAGCCACCUCAGCCGCAAACUUAGCCAAUACAAGCACUUCGUCGCCAGCCGCUACAGCUUCGUCUCAGUCUGUUUCAACCUCAACAAUCGCCACCUCAGCCUCGACCACAACAGCGUCCGGCAGUGCGACGCCAGUCAGCAGCACAGCCUUAGCCUCAGCGUCCUCAGCAACCACACCAACCACGUCCACGUCAAAUUCAACAACCGGCCUGGCCGGUACAACAACUACGGCAUCCACAGCGCAAAAACGUGACGCUAGUGGUGAACGUGGCGGCGGCGGCGGCAGCAGUCCGUCAUCAGCGCCACCCACUAAGCGUCAACAAAUGUCACCCGAACGUGACUCUUCACCGCUGCCGCUUGAUCUCUAUCAGGGACGUGGUGGUGAAAUAACCACAGCCGUUGCGGAAUGUGGCGCACAUGCCACGAGCGAAGAACGCGAUGCGGCAGCGCAUGCCAUUAGCAAAAAUAACAACAACACUAGUAGUAAGAAUCCGAAGUCCAGUGGUGCUGGUGCAAGCGGUGGUGGCAGCAGCUCCACGCCGGCAACACAGCACAACAAUGGCGAUAACAAGACGACAAGACGACGCGUGGAUACGGACGAUGAGGAGGACGAUGACGAUGAGUCACAACAGCAACAUGGCGUUAUCGGUGCGCUCGAUUCACCGCUGGGCGUACGCCCAAGUUCGUGCAGCGUACUCGAUGUGGUGGAAAAAAUCGAAGAGCCCGAUAGCUAUGACGAAGAAAUGGAUCUAGAUGAUGACGUUGACGAUAACAGCUCUAACGAUGCUAUGGGGUUGAAUAUGAAAAUCGGCGCGGCAAUUAGCCACACAGCUGCAGCGUUGGCAUUACCCUCACCACUUGGCGGUGGUAGUGGUGGUGGUGGCGGUGAUCCGGAAUCAGCGCGCUCCACACCAGCUGCAGCGACCAGCUCGGCGGCGUCCGCGUGUGGUGGUCUCAUACUCGCCUCGGAUCUCACACAUCGCGCCACCUCGCGUAGUCCACGCGAUGUGAGCACAGCGGUGGGCAGCGAACGGCCGGGUAGUAGUGGUGUCUGCGGUUUGCCCUCCACCUCCGCGGCGUGUGCCGGCAUGAGUCCCAGCUCGUCAGCGGCGGCAGCAGGUAGUGAAUCUUUGACAGGCGCGUCCGGUUUAGGGCCAGUUCAAUCUGUGCCGCUGUCGCUCAAGAAGGAGAUCGAUUGCAGCGAGGAUGACAACAGCAACAGUCGACAUAUGCAUCAGCCGCGCUCAGCGUCGGCGGGUGGCGGUUUGGGUGGCGACUUAGACUAUCGUCUCACCACACACGAGUCGGUAAGUGCAGAGAAACCCCUUAAGUUUUGGCUUAUCCGUUUUUUUAUACAUUCAUAGCAAGCAAAAAGAAAAUAAUCACAAAACAAAACAAAAAAAAACAAAAAAAAAAGAUAUAUAUACAUAUGAAAAGUGUUUAGUUUUUCUUUUGUUGACGUUUUCACUCCUGUUCGAUUUCGAUUAUCAAACUCAAAUGAUACCGUUACAUUACCGUUUACUACUUACUACUACUACUACUACUUCUACUAAAUACUGCAUUUAUCUCAAUAUCACCAAGUAUUAUACAAUUUAUAUAAAUAUAUAUUUAUAUAUUUUUUGCUCUUCGUCGUGUUCUUUGUCUAUGAAUUUGUUUACCUUAUGCAUAACUACAUAUCUACGUACAACACGUUUAAUUUGUUUUUUUUUUUUCUUUUUAUGAUUCACUAGACUACUCUUUUUAU